This is a messenger RNA of Beta vulgaris subsp. vulgaris (sugar beet), 1935 nucleotides long. RefSeq names its product E3 ubiquitin-protein ligase PRT1. Gene Ontology annotation, molecular function: ubiquitin protein ligase activity; zinc ion binding. The transcript has 7 exons. Bases 233 to 1621 code for a protein of 462 amino acids. NCBI's taxonomy places the organism in Eukaryota, Viridiplantae, Streptophyta, Magnoliopsida, Caryophyllales, Amaranthaceae. Gene Ontology annotation, biological process: proteasome-mediated ubiquitin-dependent protein catabolic process. The record is from RefSeq and is a predicted model, not a curated record.
GUCUUCUACAACUAUAUUCAAUAUUCAUAAUUGAUAUUUUACCUUCCCAAUUUUUUUAUACGUAAAUUUUUAUUCCACAUAUUCUAAUCAGAUCAUAAUCUUCUUUAAUCAUCAAAAAAUUUCACCUGCCAGCUUAUCUCUCUUCCUCUUCUUCCAUGAUUUUCUCUCUCCUAGGGUUCUACUUCUAAAUUAUUUUCAAUUAAAUUUCUAAGAUUCCAAAUUCCUUGAUCAAAUGUCAUCACUCACUUCUUCUUCAUCAAAAAUGGCCAAUAAACCAUCAAAUUGUUCUGAAAUUCAACAGGAGGAGACUAUUUCUGAUUCUUUUAUUUGCUGCGUUUGUUUGGAUCUCCUAUACAAGCCUAUUGUGCUAGAAUGUGGUCAUGUCUCCUGCUUCUGGUGUGUUCAUAAAUCCAUGGAUGCUCUUCACGAAUCUCAUUGUCCAAUUUGUAGACAUCCAUAUCAUCACUUUCCAACUAUAUGUGAAAUGUUACACUUCCUACUAUUAAAGAUGUACCCUCUUGCUUAUAAGGGGAGGGAGAAACAGAUUCUUGAGGAGGAAACAGGAAAGAAUUGCUUCUCACCACAGCUUGAUAGCAAAGAACUCAACAGUAAUGAUGGAUCCACACCUUCUCAUGAUGCAAAUAUCUUGUCCGAUUUGGCUUCAUCCUCUUGCAUCACAAGUGCAAGCAAAGAUCUUUCAAAGAUGGAUAGAACCUUUGAGAGUGUUUCAAGUAGUGAUGUACUCUGUCUAGCUUGCAAGCAACUUCUAUAUCGUCCUGCAGUUCUGAAUUGUGGCCAUGUAUAUUGUGAAGCUUGUAUAAUAGUUCCAGAAGAUGACAUAAUCAUUUGCAAAGUUUGUGAGUGCCCACAUCCAAGUGACUGUCCAAAUGUGUGCUUGGAGUUUAAUAAUUUUUUGGAGGAGCAAUUUCCAAAAGAAUAUGCUGCACGAAGAGCAAGUGUUGAACAGAAACAAGCACGUUUCCAACAUAAAAAUCCGUCCUCCUGUUCUAGUUCAAAGAAAUCCGCCAAAAAAGGCUGCUUCACACCAUUUAGAGGCAGUGAAGACUUUAUACCAUGGUGGAAUGAACAUGGUUCAAAAGUCCAUGCGGGAGCUGGUUGUGAUUACUGUGGAAUGUAUCCCAUUGUUGGAGAUAGAUAUAGGUGCCAGGAUUGUGUGGAGCUAAUAGGGUUUGACCUUUGUGGAGAUUGCUAUAAUACACAGUCCAAGCGACCAGGCCGUUUCAAUCAGCAACAUACUCCAGAGCACAGGUUUGAGCUUGUCAAGCAGCCAGAUGUGCUACGGAAUAUAAUGUUGCGCCUUGUUGGAGGACAUCUUGUAGAUAGUUCUGGUGCUCCUGUUCUGGCUAUAAGUGCGAUUGAAGAUCCACCAGAUGGUUGGAUAGCUGUUGAAUCUGUUGGUGCUCCAGAAAACACUCAUAACAAUGUAGUUUCCCCUAAUGGGACUCAUGGUGAUAUUAUGCACGAUGACAGUGACACACAAGAUGGUUCCGUUGAGGUGGAGUUUGGUGAUGCUGUGGAGGUUUCUGGUAGUAAUCUGGCCUCUUUUGCCCAUAACGAUCAUCAUAUGAAUCAAGAUGAUAAUGAGGAUCCUCCUUUCUAAAUUUGUAUAGAUAGUUGGACGAGCUUCUGCAGAAACAUUCAUUGAACGUGCGUCUGCAGUCCUUCACCCUUGAAACCCGAGGAUAAAAACAGACCCCUGUUCUGGGUAUUUGAUAAAAGGUUCAGGUGGCCUUGUUUUUUUUCCCUCUGGUCUGUUAUUUUUAUAAGAAAUUGCUGCAUUCUUAAUAUGUAAUGUUAUGAGAUGUGUAUAUUUGGAAGAGGCAGGAUUUUGGUAGGAACCGUUUGUAUAAGCUCUGAUGCCAAUAAAUGUUGGAAUUAGUAUUAUAAUGGGCAAUCUGUUAACUUUUAAGUUAA